Penicillium roqueforti is the source of this 951-nucleotide messenger RNA. RefSeq lists its product as uncharacterized. Bases 1 to 951 code for a protein of 316 amino acids. Lineage: Eukaryota; Fungi; Ascomycota; Eurotiomycetes; Eurotiales; Aspergillaceae. The transcript has 3 exons. The record is from RefSeq and is a predicted model, not a curated record.
AUGUCACCAGUUUCUCAUCCAAAACAGCGUGAGGCCAAAUCUGUCAUGUCGCGCGGGGUGUGUGAUAAGGAAGAGACCUUGUACCUUAAGUGGAGUCUGGUGCUGAGCCCAAGCGAGCUUCUAAAAGAGCUUGUUGGCGACAGCGAGCAUGCUCGAGCCCUCUUUCAUGGAAUGAGGCGCCAGGUCCGGUCCAUCCGCCGCCGCUCGCAGUCCUAUGAUGAUGGACAGGUCACAAUCUACGACCGUGUUCUCCUUCGUCUCUAUGACGAGGGACACACUAUGAAACACUACGGCCUGCUUGGAUUUUACCUGACCGAGCAUCUGGGGACUAAGAACUGCAAAUCGGAGGAGGAGAAAAACACUCUAGUUGCUGCCCACUUAGCUGCCCAGCGCAUCCUGGACAAUGGCCCUAUUUCCGAAAUCCCUGUCAUUGCAGCCGAUAACGUGGAAGGAAUCACCAAGGACGCCAGGACCAGCAAGUCGCCACAGAGCUCUGGCACAUCCAACUCACACCAUAUCGACAAGCUCAUCCAGGUGUACCAGAAGGCCAAGGCUGACUACUACAUCCUUGAAGUCACCGAGAGCCACCGCGAGCGAACCAACAGCGUUCGAUUCCUCCGUGACACGGCCGAAAACCUCCUGCGAUACCUGAAGUCAGUCAACCAAGGCCACGAUCUGAUCCCCGAGAUCGAGGGUAUCAUUCGGGUCAGCCAAGCUCAUGCAAACGAACUUGCCGGCGGCCGCAAGCGCAAGUUUGAGCACGUAGACAACGACUCCAGGGGCAGCCCAAGCCUCAGCCCCUACCGACCCUACGGAUUCCACAGAGACCAGCGCAGAGGACACAAACGUCGUGACCGAUAUGUCCCUGACAGUGUCACAUGGGAAUACAGCCAUGUUGACCGGCGAGCUGGACGAGAUAGCCGUGCCCUUGACUCCUACCGUCCUUCUUAA